Messenger RNA from Salmo salar (Atlantic salmon), 3521 nucleotides. Its product is annotated as chitin synthase chs-2. The record is from RefSeq and is a predicted model, not a curated record. Gene Ontology annotation, molecular function: chitin synthase activity. NCBI's taxonomy places the organism in Eukaryota, Metazoa, Chordata, Actinopteri, Salmoniformes, Salmonidae. Gene Ontology annotation, cellular component: cell septum; cell periphery. Gene Ontology annotation, biological process: chitin biosynthetic process.
AUUGAGGCGCAACAGAGUUCACCGGCGAAUGCAGGUACACCGGAAAUAAUAACUAAACCAACGAACGAGGAAUGGUGGAGGCUACCAGAACGAAGAGACAUUUUUCCGAAUAAACGUGGCAGAGCAGGCAACAGAUGGCACACAGACAGCAGAGUUGGGGACAGAUAUGCAGGGACAGACUGGCAGAGACAGGGAGUCUCAGGAGAUCUUGGGACGUGGGAAAAGAUGUCCCUGUCAUCCAGAAUGAACAGACAUCCCAAAAACUUCUGCAAUGGCUUUUCUUCUUUAUUGUUGCCCUUCUUGUAUUUGCUCUUGGCAUAUUUAGUAAGGGAUCCUUUCUGCUCCUGAUAACACUGUCAAGUAACGCCACCAAUACAGUCCCAGCUGACCAAAAGCCAUGCGCCCUCCUCAGUGUCAGCUGUGCUGUGAUUGGACCAAGUGUCUUGCUCCUCAUUAAAAGCCUGUGGAAAAUAUUCUUCAAAGACUCAGAGAAACCAUCAAUGAAGACGAUUGUGUGGGUGCUGUGUGUCGAAUUCCUGGUGUCGCUGGGGACAGCGGUUCUCACCAUUGUUGCCAUGCCAUUCUUCGGCAUCGUGACCAAUGUGAUGAUGCUGAACAGCAUCAGCAUCCUGUCCUCCAUCUUCCAGGUGGCCGCUCAGUGCAUUGCGAGGGAGACGAAGCAAUUCAUAGUGCCCCCAAUCAUCUCAUUAGUCCUCAUACUGUCAGGCUACGUGCUCUUCAUCCUCAGUUACCUGCUGUUGAAGGAAGAUAGGGGGAUGAAUGUCUGGAUCGGACUGGCAAUAGUGGGGACCAUCUUUGUCUCGCUGAACUGGUGGGAGAACUACAGCACCCUCUUCAAAAGCUCCUUCCUGGACAGUAUAUGCGAAGAUAUAGCGAGAUCCAGGAAUGUGGUGAGCAUCCUCUCCAGUCUGGUCCGGAUUCUUGUCACUGCAGCCGUGGUGGGGGCAUACGUCCCUCUGUCUGGCAGAGUCUGGUCAUCGGUGACAUCAGUUCCAGGGGAUGUGGGGUUGGUGAUCCUGAUCUUGGUGACCAUCCAGAUAGUGUCCUCCGCUCUGUGCCAUUGGUUCGUGGUGGUGGCUUGCAAAAUGCACGCCAUGCGGCGAAGCUUCCUGUUACCCAUGUACCUGGCCUCGUUAGGUGUUCUGGCAGCGUUCGUUGCUCCUGUCAUUAUCUUCUUCCAGAAUUCAAGUGACCCCAGAGGUGCUAACUACACCAUUACAGAGUACUGCCAGGACAUCACAUAUGGCAGGGGCCUAAGCAGCGACACUGUCUGGUUUGAGAGGCUAGUCAGGGACAUCACCCAUACCCUCUGUCCCCAGGACAUGACCAACCUAACAGAAAUGGGCCUCUUGGGAGGCUCUGCACUCUGCUGGUGGUUGGGUUGGAUUCUGUGCACAAUGUACAUCUGGUUCCUCCAGCUUCAGCGCAUCGAGAGGACACAGAAUCUGUUUGUGCGGAGGAUGUACGAGGGGGCCUUUCUGGAACAGUCCAUACUGCUCAACACGCGUUUUGAGAUUCAGAGGAAGAAAGAAUGCCACAGACAAACUGACCCAGUCACAGUGUACCUGUGUGCAACAAUGUGGCAUGAGAACUAUGACGAAAUGAUGAAAAUGAUCAUCUCAAUGUUCAGGCUGGACAAAUACAGGCCAAGGAAUAACUCCAACGAUGAUGUGAGCUUUGAGUCUCACAUUUACUUUGAUGAUGCUUUUAAAGACGUGAAAGGUAGUAAAGAACGGCAUGUGAACGAAUACGCAGAGGACCUGGUGGACGUUAUCCGAGUUGUUUACAAUAUCUUCAAUGAGGAGGAUUCAUGCAUCUUCAAAGAGAGCCCACCCCUUCCAUGCCAGAGGAUCCUGCACACCCCUUACGGAGGUCGACUGGAGUACACCCUCCCUAAGGGCAACCUGCUGAUGGUGCACUUUAAGGACAAGCUACUGAUCCGCCACAAGAAGAGAUGGUCUCAGAUUAUGUACUUGUACUACAUUCUCGGCUGGCGACUCACCAGGAAGUAUUUCAAGAAGUUUGAUCAGGGUGAAGAUGAGAGCGAGCUGAAGAAAAAGAUGAUGAAAGAGAAGGACAAUACCUAUCUACUGGCUUUGGAUGGGGACACCGACUUCCAGCCCUCUGCUGUAAUGCUCCUAAUAGAUCGACUGAAACGUUAUCCACGUGUGGCUGCGGCAUGUGGGAGGAUUCACCCAACAGGCACAGGUCCUAUGGUAUGGUAUCAGAAGUUUGAGUACGCGGUGGGCCACUGGCUUCAGAAGACUGCAGAGCACGUGUUUGGUAGCGUGCUCUGCAGCCCCGGCUGCUUCAGUCUGUUCAGGGGCGCAGCCCUCAUGGACGACAACGUCAUGAAGAGAUACACCACUAAGGCCACGGAGGCUAGCCACUACAUACAGUAUGAUCAAGGUGAAGACCGCUGGCUGUGCACUCUCCUUCUGCAGCAGGGCUGGAGGGUGGAGUACAAUGCUGCGUCUGACGCCUACACCAACGCCCCCCAGGACUUCAAGGAGUUCUAUAACCAGCGGCGGCGCUGGGGGCCCUCCACCAUGGCCAACACCAUCGAUCUGCUGGGCUCAGGGUCUCUGACCUCCCAGAGGAACAGCUCUAUCUCCAAACCCUUCAUCCUCUACCAGAUUCUCAGCAUGGCCGCCUCCAUUCUAGGCCCGGCUACAAUCUGCCUAAUGAUCUCAGGAAGCUUGUCAUUCAUCCUAGACAUCAAUCCCAACGUUGCUUUGGUCCUUGCAACAGUGCCCCCUGUGGUGUACCUGUUUGUCUGCUUCAAGCUGAAAUCGGACACACAGAUCGCCAUAGCAGCUGUCAUGAGUGUCUUGUACGCUUUCCUCAUGAUAGGAACGGCAUUGUCCAUCAUAGGUGCUAUGGUUGAGCAGCAAACCAUUUGGACUCCUAGCGGCCUGUUUAUCAUAGGCCUGGUGCUGAUGAACAUCAUCACAGCAGCAUUCCACCCCAAGGAGUUCCAUCUGGUCGUCUACGGCCUCCUCUACUUCAUCUCAAUCCCCAGUGGCUACCUCCUGCUGACCAUCUACUCCAUGGUCAACAUGAACAAUGUGUCCUGGGGCACUCGGGAGACAGGUGUCCAAGUCGCUGCGCCACCAACCAAGGCCAUCGCACAGCGCAUCCUACAGGCCAAGUGCUGCAAGUUUCUCUGCUGGGACAGUGGCAAAGUAGCAGACCAGAAUGGUCAGGUGCCAGAAACUGUUGUGUUGGCUAAUGAGCCAAAGGUGAACCCUAAUCUGACCUCUGAAGACAAUAACAGGAAUGUGGAAUUCCGUUCUCAUCAGUCUACUGAACAAAACUGGGUAACACAACUGCAGAAUAAGUCCUAUGAUUUCCCUCUAAAUGAAGAUUUUCUUGGGAAGGGAGAGGAGGACUUUUGGAGAGAGCUCCAGAAGCUCUAUUUGGAACCUCUAGCUGAGGAUAAAGAAAAACAGAAGAAAAUCACAAAUGACCUAAUGGAACUGAGAAACAAGAAUGCAUAA